CUCCCCAUUUUUAUUCCCCAUAUAUAAAUAGUCCCCCCACCAUUUCCAUCCCCUCACAGCUUACACACAGUGUAGAAAGAAAUAAAGAGAGAGCGAUUCCCUUUUCCACUUCUUCGUUGUUUUUGUGCUUUUCGGAUCUCCAUUUUUGCUUUAGCCAUGGCCAAGGGUCCUGGUCUCUACUCUGAAAUCGGCAAGAAAACCCGAGAUCUUCUCUACAAGGAUUACCAAGCCGACCACAAGUUCACCAUCACUACCUACUCUCCCACUGGAGUUGCUAUCACUUCAUCAGGAACAAAGAAAGGUGAGCUGUUUCUAGCUGAUGUUAACACCCAACUGAAGAACAAAAACAUUACAACUGAUGUCAAAGUGGACACAAACUCCAAUCUUUUCACAACUAUUACAAUUGAUGAACCUGCUCCUGGGCUGAAGACAAUCUUUAGCUUCAGAGUUCCUGAUCAAAGGUCUGGCAAGGUGGAACUCCAGUACUUGCAUGACUAUGCAGCGAUAAGCACCAGUGUUGGUUUGACUGCAAAUCCUGUUGUUAACUUCUCAGGUGUUAUAGGAACUAAUCUUGUUGGACUUGGCACUGAUCUCUCUUUUGACACAAAGACUGGGAAUUUCACUAAAGUCAAUACUGGAUUGAGCUUCUCCAAUGCAGACCUAAUUGCUGCCUUGACCGUGAAUGACAAAGGUGAUACUCUGAAUGCGUCCUAUUACCACACAGUGAACCCUUUGACAAAGACAGCUGUUGGUGCUGAGGUAUCCCAUAGUUUUUCAACCAAUGAGAAUACCAUCACUGUUGGCACCCAGCAUGCGUUAGAUCCAUUGACCACAGUGAAGGCACGAGUUAACAACUUUGGCAAGGCUAGUGCUCUCAUCCAGCAUGAGUGGCGUCCUAAGUCAUUGUUCACCAUUUCUGGAGAGGUAGACACCAGAGCCAUUGAGAAGAGUGCUAAGGUUGGACUGGCUUUGGCUCUCAAGCCAUGAGUAUCCUUCCCUUUAUGUUGCGGAGCAUUAAGGUAGGUAUUAAGAGCUUAGUUUAGUUGUCUUUUUUGGAAAAAGAGACCUUAUGAUGGUGACAUCGACUUUAUAUUUCGGUGGUUUGUAAAAUAAAUUUUAGAUGGUUCACAAACCCAUGUUACAAUUUUAUUGAGUUCCCACAUUCUCGCCACGCUCUUUUUCAAACUGGGGAUGAAUAGCCCAUGAAGAGGUGGACUUUUGAGAUUUUGUUCUAAUUCCUUGAUGGUUUUUUCUUGGCUA
Quercus robur (English oak) is the source of this 1260-nucleotide messenger RNA. RefSeq names its product mitochondrial outer membrane protein porin of 34 kDa. Bases 157 to 987 code for a protein of 276 amino acids. Gene Ontology annotation, molecular function: voltage-gated monoatomic anion channel activity. Gene Ontology annotation, cellular component: mitochondrial outer membrane. The transcript has 6 exons. NCBI's taxonomy places the organism in Eukaryota, Viridiplantae, Streptophyta, Magnoliopsida, Fagales, Fagaceae. Gene Ontology annotation, biological process: monoatomic anion transmembrane transport. The record is from RefSeq and is a predicted model, not a curated record.